Messenger RNA from Dentiscutata heterogama, 1380 nucleotides. NCBI's taxonomy places the organism in Eukaryota, Fungi, Glomeromycota, Glomeromycetes, Diversisporales, Gigasporaceae. The record is from the annotation of a GenBank genome assembly.
AUGAAACCCGCUACCAUAUUUCGUUUGUUAUUUAUUUUGGUUACUCUCUUGGAUUGUUCCGUUCUUUCGGUCCAUCUUACUUCGAAUGUAUAUGCUAGGGAUGUAAAUGAAACAAAUUCUCAGCCUUUAUAUCAUUAUUAUAAGCAAUUUAUUGAUCACAACGAUAAGUCAUGUGGAACUUUUUCUCAAAGAUUCCUCAUUAAUUCUACUUAUUAUAAACCUGGUGGUCCUAUUUUUCUCCACACUCCUGGUGAGGGUGCAAUUAAUCCUAUAAUAGUCGAAGCAUCUGGAAUUAGUGAAACUGUCGCAAGUUUCAAUGGAUUACUUAUUACUAUUGAACAUCGUUAUUAUGGUGAAAGUUACCCACCGAUUAAAAAUCUUAAUACUCCAAACAUGAAAUUCUUAACUGUUAACCAAGUCCUUGCUGAUUUUGCUGAAUUUAUAAAAAAUCCUCCAACUGACAUAAUAGAGUGCCCUAAAGAUGCUAAAUGGAUCUUUGUUGGUGGUUCAUAUUCUGGAAAUUUGGCAACAUGGAUGCGAGUUGCUCGUGCUCUUCCUUGUCGUGAUAGAGUUGCUGAUGCAUUUAAAUAUGUUAUUGACCCAAUUUUAUUAUCCGGUAACCGUACAGAAAUUGCAGCUCUUAAAUCACAGUUCGGUCUUGAUGCUUUAGAUGAUGAUCAAGAUUUUGCUUCGGCUAUUAGUCAUCCAGUUUCUUUAAUGGUUCAAACAUAUUUUCCUCCUACUUCUCCUUCAGAAAUUGAUACUAUUCCAACAUUUUGUGCUGCAUUCGCUAAAGCUCCUGAUAAUAAACCAGAAACUUCGGUAUUGAUUUUAGCUCAAGUUACUAAAUUCUUUUUGAACGUAUCUGGAAUUAUUACUCCUGAUGCUAUUAAAGCAAACUUUGCUACUUCAGCACUUAAUACUUCGGUUGUACCUAAUGACUUAGUUUCAUUUAUAUAUCAGUACUGUACACAAUUUGGUUGGUAUCAAGUAGCUCCAAAACCACCAAAACAAAGUUUGCGAUCACAAAUUGUCGAUAGGGAAUAUUAUCAAAAACAAUGUAACUUUUUGUUUCCUGAAAUUCCACCACCACGUGUUAAAAUUACUAAUCUCCAAUUUGGAGGGAAUACUGGUAUAUUCUCCCGAACCAUAUUCAUAAAUGGUGAACUCGAUCCAUGGAAAAGUUUGACAGUUAGUGGUUCAUGUUUCAAAACUAUCUCACGAAACAAAGUUUUCCUAAUCAAAAAUGCGUCUCACGUUAAUGAUUUGAGAUUUCCAACAUCAGUUGAUAGUGAUUCAUUGAAAUAUGCAAGAAAAUUCAUUAUAGAAACUCUGGCUGAAUGGUUAUGCGUUAAAUGUAUCACUGAUGUUUCAGGAUUU